Messenger RNA from Pipistrellus nathusii (Nathusius's pipistrelle), 2275 nucleotides. Lineage: Eukaryota; Metazoa; Chordata; Mammalia; Chiroptera; Vespertilionidae. The record is from the annotation of a GenBank genome assembly.
AUGGAAACCAGUCUAUAUCUGAAAAGCCUACAAGAGUUUUAUCUGAGCUUCUGCUCAGAAUGUUCAUAUAGUGAACACAAUGUAAUUGCCAUCUUAGUGUUCAGCUUAUUCCUUUUUUUAAUUUUCUUCAUGAGAAUUCCAUUAAUCCCAACCUUCUGGAAGAAGGAACAGAUACAUAAGCAUCAGGGCAAAGUCAAGAGGAGAAGGAAAGGUUCGAGAUAUUUCCACAAGAAAGUGGAGGAGGAAAGGGAGCUGAUUACUUUCCUGAAAAGGUCCUCCUUUCCUUGUUGUGGCCUUGGCUACAUCAUUUUGCCUCCUGUCUCCUGCAGCCCCCUGGGACGGAAUCAUGAUUCCAAUCACUUUCGUCAACUUUUAUGUCCAGACCCCUCCUGUGACAUAUGUAACAAUGCAACUGCUGAAAUCAAUCGACUUUUCUCAAAGGCUCUGGAAAGAUCUACUCCAUCAGUGUCCCCUGUGGAUUCCCCAGCUCCCAUGACAGCUCUGGAAAGGUCUACUCCAACAGUGUCCCCUGUGGUUUCCCCAGCUCCCAUGACAGCUCUGGAAAGGUCUACUCCAACAGUGUCCCCUGUGGUUUCCACAGCUCCCAUGACAGCUCUGGAAAGGUCUUCGCCAUCAUUGUCCCCUGUGGUUUCCACAGCUCCUCUGACAGCUCUUGUGGCAGAGCCUUCAUUCCAACAGUCUUCUGCUUUCCCAGGAGUUCCUAAAGUAGAACUCACACCAACAUCUCUGAAUGAGCCUUCCCCACCAUCUCCCUCUCCUCUCCCCCCUAACUCAAUAACCGCCUUAGGUAAUUUUCUGUCACCAUCACCAUCACAUCAAACUCUUUCUACAGAGCCAUCCUCUCACUCAGAAUCUGAACUUCUGGGACAACAUUCCUCACCCCAAUCCAAACACUUCUCUUCAACCUUGACACAAUAUGAUUUCCAUCAAAAGUUGUCUGACAUUCAUGCUACAAAAAUCUCUUCUGUGGAAGACUCUGCAGUCAAACUUAUAGAUCCAACACAACUCUUCUUUCUCAGUUCUGAAGAGCAUGACUCAGUAGAGCAUGACUCAUAUCCUAAGAGCUGGGCGGGCAAUUUAAAGCAAGAAGUUAUCCAGCUUUUCUGGGGGCUUCCAACUCUGCACAGCGAGUCCUUGCUCUCUGCUGUGCAUGUCUCCGGUAACUAUUCAAUCUUCAAUAGCAUCUCAAAUGCCUUUAUAGGCCAAGGAUCCUCAGGACUUCCUUAUUUCCUACCUCCAUCCUUGCCUAAGGUCCAACCUCGACUUCUGCCUCAAACUCUGCCUCUAUACCAUCACUCACCUCUCACUCAGCUCCAACCCCAUGUCCACCUUCAAUCCCCACUCCCAAUCCUACCAGCUGGUCUCAUAGACCAGACUAAGGUCUGUGGAGUGUAUUGCCAUACACCCCUGAAUGAAUCAGAAUGUCACACCUCAUCUGAUAUUGAAGAACUGAAAUGGAAUGUGUUAAAGAAGAAACAGGAAGGUUUGUGGGGUUUACCCUCUCUGGCUCAAAAUUCUUGGGAAGCCUGCUGUCCUUCAGCACCCAUCUCUCCUUCCUGUGGGCCCUCCAAGGCACAUAUUUCAAUCUCCAUUGAUCAUUUUGAGUAUCCUCUCAGUGCUGAGUUUAGAAAGAAAUUUGAACAUCACCUUAGGAAGAGACUCAUCCAACACCGGUGGGGCCUGCCCCGCAGGAUCCAGGAGUCUCUGUCACUCAUGAAGCCUAGGUGCCAUUGCUCAGAAAUACCUAAGCCAAAGUGCUGCUAUGGCCUCUCAUGGAUCUCUACGUAUAAGGCCAACGGUAGUGAAAUUCUAAAUGGAGUCACCCCAUCAGCUGACUUCUAUAAGCAGGGCUCAGAAACAUUUCAGCAGUCUGAUGAAGAGACAGACAGCUUAGGUAGUUAUCCAAAAGGUGUGUUGACUGACUCUGCCUGUGAUUCAGAUAAGGAUGUGGAAUGUGACAUUGAUAAGAAGAAAGUGAUAAUGCAGAAUGUAAAUCAGAGACAUCUGGUAAAUUUCUUGAAAGUACAUCUGAGCAAAAAAUUUGGGGAAAUGAGUGAGGGUCACCUACCUAGGACUGUGCAGAGUUCACAUCACUCUAUCCAGCAUAUACUUUCAGUAGAAUCCAACAGGGAAAUUGAACAAAGAAGUCUGCCACCAUCAGUGGGUGAGGACUACUGUCAGAACAAGUUCCUUGAGGCAAGUGCACCAGAGAUGUUGGGAGACCAGGAUACCAACUUGCCUACGAAGUCAUUAG